UUUGAGAUCAUAGUCAACGCGCAGACGCAAGAAACUAGGUCCGAUAGUAACACUGUACCGGAGAUGCUUCAGAAACCCAGAGUCGGUGAGGCUAUGUUUAGUUAGGUUAUGGUAGGAGAUAGGUUAAGUCUGUGAUUGCGGUUGUGUGUCAGCGAUUCAACCUAAUGUAAAUUACAGGUUGCAGCGAAUUUUACAGAAGGAUAUUGCGAAUCAUGAACAUGGUUGCGGAUGGUGGAUUGACGCGUUCUGAAGUGUUGAUGCUUGUGGCGAGGUUGACUUGCGUCACAGCGAUCGGCUUUUUUAGCAUGAAAUGGAUCAUGAGUCAAUUAGAUCCCACCAAUAGCAAUAAAAAGCGAGCCAAGCAAAAGGCUCGUGAGCAAUUGCGUAAGUUGACUGAAUCAGGUGGUCAAAUACAGGCCUUCGAUUUAGAGCAGUUAACCGAUUAUGAGGUGAUAAUAGCUACUCAUUUGGUGGAUCCAAAUGACAUGAAAGUUUCAUGGAACAAUAUCGCUGGUUUGGAACAUGUUAUUCAGGAACUCAAAGAGACUGUCAUGUUGCCCAUAGAAAGAAAGGAACUGUUUGAAGAUUCUCAGCUGAUGCAAGCACCAAAGGGAAUAUUGUUGCAUGGUCCGCCAGGUUGUGGCAAAACUAUGAUUGCAAAGGCUACCGCUAAGGAAACAAAAACGUGCUUUAUAAAUCUGGAUGUCAGUAUCCUUACUGACAAAUGGUAUGGGGAAAGCCAGAAACUAACCGCUGCUGUUUUUUCUUUAGCAGUGAAACUUCAGCCUUGCAUCAUCUUUAUUGAUGAGAUUGAUUCCUUCUUGCGAGCGCGUAAUACACAAGAUCAUGAAGCUACGGCUAUGAUGAAGGCUCAGUUCAUGUCACUGUGGGAUGGUUUGAUAACUGAUCCUUCGUGCACAGUAAUUGUAAUGGGAGCUACCAAUAGACCUCAGGAUUUAGAUAGGGCAAUUCUGCGGCGCAUGCCAGCGACUUUCUAUAUCUCUUUACCAAAUGAACAACAACGAUUAGAUGUACUGAAGUUAAUUUUGCGGAACGAACCGAUAGCCGAUAACGUGGAUAUUCCGAUGUUGGCGAAGCAGACAGAAGGCUUUUCCGGAUCGGAUCUACAAGAGCUAUGUCGGAACGCGUCCAUUUAUCGUAUUAGAGAUUAUUUACACACGCACUCGUCGAAAGCUACAGACGACGAGGAGUAUCACGAUGCGGUACGACCCAUCACGAUGGAAGAUUUAUUGAAAUCUUUUAAGAACAUGCGAAUGUCAAAACUACACACGGGUUUAUUUGGCACAGCGAAGCCACCGGAAUUGGAUUGAAGAAAUUAAGGAAAAAGUAUCCCUUUACAUCUUUAAUUAGCUAUAAUUUUGACGAUUUUCCACGUUAUAUUUGCAAUGUGAAAUCACAGGGAUAUUUCAUGUUGACUUUUUUCCGGGUCAUUACUGUUAAGAAAUUUUUAUUAGAUUUGUUUCCAACAUUAUAUCGGGGUAACGCAUAGAAUUAUAAUUUAGUUAUUUCAGUCAUAUUUAUAAUUUCACGAUAAGAGGAAAAGACAUUGCAUAGAUAAAAUUUUUAAUGAGAUAAAAUAGUAUGAGGUAAAAUGAGUUGCGCGGUAAGAAAUACGGUAUGAUCGCAUCAUGAUGUAAAACACGCACGAUGAUGAAAAUGUACGAUGUAUGAUGAGAAUGUAUGAUGAGGAAGAGAGGGGAAAUAUUUAAUAGAAUAUUUAUCUGGAUUGGAUCUACAUAAAAUCUUAAAAAUUUCAAUUUUGUACAGUGUUUUAAUUGCUAUCGAGUCUCUACAAAAUUGCGAUUCUCAAUAAUUGUUAAGAUAUACAAUUCACAAUACGAUUUGCAGUUAAAAAUAGAGCAACAUAUAUAUCCAAAAUGUAUUAUUGGCACAGUGGGACGUGCAAUAAAUUACAGAAAAAUUUACAUAGAACAAUUUUGAAUAAUAUGGCCCAUAAAGGUUGAUCGAUAAAGGAAAUGAGAGAUGAUAAGGUCCGUUUGUUACUAAUUGUAUCGUCGCAAGGACAACGCAAAAGUGACAUGCAUAUAGAUUUACUUGUUCGCAUUAGAGUCUGGAAGUCUCUGAGGCUCUAGUAUACCUCAUUGCUAUAAUAUAUUUUUGCAUAUAAUACAUUUGAUUAGAUUAAGCCUUUGAAGUGGCACACAAAAUGUAUUUUUGUGUUAUCAAACAAUAGAUUAAUUUAUAUUUAAGUUAAACAACUGGAGCUGGAAUGAUAAAAAUUAUUACUACAAAACUAAAUUAUAAUAUAUUUAUAUAUUUUCUGUAACCUCUCUAGUAUUUAAUUACUUGAGUGUUUAGGUCGAUAUCGCUUGUAAAUUUUGUACCUUAAAUAUAGAGGGAUAUAGAAGGAUAUAAAGAAGAAAUAUUAAAACAUUCUUAGAUUAAAUUAUCAAUUACAUAUCGACAAAGAUAUACAUAUAUAUAUGUGUGUAUAUAUAUAUAUAUAUAUUACAUAUAGACAAGGAUUUUUUGUAUUGUAGUUUGUUUCAACUGUAAACACGUACGUCUGGAUAUAAUAUGAAUGCACACUGAUACAUUUUUCCUCUUUCUUUUAAUCUUCGAUUGUUCUUUUCUUUUAACAAACUGCUGCAAACUUGACCUUAACUUUUAUGUGCCAUUCGCGGCUUCAUUUCGGACCAGCGAUUAUGCCUUAACAAUUAUUGAUUACGAUUUUCAACUGUCUGGAUAUUAAAGAGUACAAUUAAAAAUCGUAAGAAACUCGAUAAUACAAAUGUUAAAGCAUAUAUGCUGAUCUUGUAUAUACAUGUAAAAAACAAAGUACACAAGACAAUGUUUAAUAUAGAAGUUAUCUAGAAACGGUUAUCGCAACUUUAAAUUGACAACUUACUUAAUUAGGGAAAUGUUCCGUGUUAUCACUUCGGUGAAUAAAGUAAAAUAACUAUAUAAUAAUAGCAGAAUAAAGUAAAACUAUUGAGCUAUUGAGAGAGCACCAAUAUUAUGUAAAAAGAGAGAAAUAAUGAAUUUGCGAAACAUUUUCAGAUCAAGUAUUAAAAACAAGUGGGUAAUAUGAAAUAUAUAUGUAUAAUUAAUGGAUACAAAGCAGAAAUGUAUGACAGUAAAUAUGACAAACGUUAAAAUAAAAGCAUAAGGGAGAGCCUCUGUAAAA
Messenger RNA from Harpegnathos saltator (Jerdon's jumping ant), 3169 nucleotides. RefSeq names its product no mitochondrial derivative. Gene Ontology annotation, biological process: extraction of mislocalized protein from mitochondrial outer membrane. Lineage: Eukaryota; Metazoa; Arthropoda; Insecta; Hymenoptera; Formicidae. Gene Ontology annotation, cellular component: mitochondrial outer membrane. The record is from RefSeq and is a predicted model, not a curated record. The transcript has 7 exons. Bases 213 to 1331 code for a protein of 372 amino acids. Gene Ontology annotation, molecular function: ATP binding; ATP hydrolysis activity.